Ornithorhynchus anatinus (platypus) is the source of this 2664-nucleotide messenger RNA. RefSeq names its product SET domain containing 4 (gene SETD4). Bases 69 to 1445 code for a protein of 458 amino acids. Gene Ontology annotation, molecular function: histone H3K4 methyltransferase activity; histone H3K36 methyltransferase activity; protein binding. The transcript has 11 exons. The record is from RefSeq and is a predicted model, not a curated record. Gene Ontology annotation, biological process: peptidyl-lysine monomethylation; peptidyl-lysine trimethylation; peptidyl-lysine dimethylation. Lineage: Eukaryota; Metazoa; Chordata; Mammalia; Monotremata; Ornithorhynchidae.
ACUCUAAGGUGGAGGAUUUACUCCCCAAUUUACAGGCCCGAAACCUAACAAGAAAGAACCUUCCUACAAUGCCAAAAGGGAGAGGGAGGACAAGCCGGAGCAGAAGAAGAAAACAAAGUAGGACUUCGGAACCAAAUGGAGUGAAUGAAAGUCACCAGCCGGAGUUCAUAGAGCUCAAGAAAUGGCUAAAAGGCCGAAGGUUCGACGGCAGUAAUUUAAGGCCUGCACGCUUUCCAGAUACAGGCCGAGGCCUGAUGGCCACAAAAUCCCUGAAGGCAGGGGAAAUGAUUAUUUCGCUCCCUGAGGCCUGCCUGCUCACUACUGACACGGUCCUUAAGAGCCCCCUGGGGGAUUACAUUUGGAAGUGGAAGCCUCCGGUGUCUCCUCUCCUGGCACUGUGCACGUUUCUGAUCGCCGAAAAGCAGGCCGGAGCCAGGUCCCUGUGGCAGCCGUACCUGGGGGUUUUACCCCAGGCCUACACCUGCCCCGUUGGCCUGGACGCAGCUGUGCUCAGCCUUCUGCCCCAGCCCUUAGGGAGGCGGGCCCGGGAGCAGAGAACCGCCGUCCGGGAGCUGUUCGCGGCCUCCCGAGCGUUCUUCUCUUCCCUGCAGCCCCUGUUCUCUGAGGAUAUAGAGCGGGUCUUUACCCUUGAUGCUCUGGGCUGGGCGUGGUGCACCGUUAAUACUAGAACGGUCUACAUGGAGCACGCCCAGAGGGACUGCUUCUCGGCAGAGGCCGACAUUUACGCCCUGGCUCCGUAUUUAGACCUGCUGAACCACAGUCCGGGGGCUCAGGUGGAAGCGGCCUUUAACAAGGAAACCAGGUGCUACGAAAUCCGAACCGCUUCACGGUGUCGGAAAUAUGAGGAAGUCCUCAUCUGCUACGGCCCUCACGAUAACAGGAGGCUCCUCUUAGAAUACGGAUUUGUUUGCUCCAACAACCCUCACAGUAAUGUCGUGGUCUCUCCAGAUGUGCUCGUCAGACAUCUUCCCUCAGGGGACAAGCAGAUGACCAAGAAACUUUCCCUUUUAAAGGAGCAUGGAUUUUUAGAAAACCUGACGUUCGGCUGGGAUGGGCCGUCUUGGCGGCUGCUUACCGCUCUGAAGCUGCUACGCCUUGGAGCGGAUGAAUUCACAAACUGGAAGAAAGUGUUCCUCGGCGAAGUCAUUUCUGAGGCAAAUGAAACGAAGAGUCUGGCUCUGGCCGUGACCCUGUGCAGCUAUUUCCUAGAAGAGACCAGAGCCGGGCUCCAGAAGAUUUCCCAGAUGAAGAGGGAAGAGGUGGCCCUCCGGAACCAGCUGGGUUUGGUCGAAGCGCUGAGACUGGAAGAACUAGAGAUUCUAAAAGUAUCAGCCGAAGUUCUGGAAGGUUUGCAAAGAGCCCAUGCCCCUCGGUGCCCGGGAACGUCCAGUCGAGCACCCAGGGGCUGCGGGGUUCUUAGGUGAUGCCCCUGAACGAACUCCGGUGUAGGUAGUCGUCGGCAUUGGGCCGAUGGUUGGCGUUCCAGCGGGCGGCGGUUAAGUCGCGUUCCUCAGAUCUGCCAGCGGGCACCCCCCAUCAUCUGGUUCUGGGUCACCGUGUCUGGCGGUCUGGAACCUCCUUCUCACCGUCUUCCCCCGUCCGAACGUCGUGCCCGCCCCACGCACCCGAGGGUGGGGACGGUCGAUUAGAGCUCUCCCUCGGGACCCGUGAGCGACCGGAUGGGGUAGCCCCGCCCCUGCUGCCCGCAGAAGCCACGCUUAUAGGGCCAGAAGGUUCGUCUAGCGGCACCCAUCCACCUGGGCUCUCUGGGGACAGGGACGGGGUGGACAUCCAGCCGCCACAGAAACACGGCCGAGUACUGGUCCAGCCGGCCCUGAACCGAAAAUCCGCCGAGGCUGAUAAGCUCGCCUACCGUUCAUCGCGUGGCACUGGACCCGCCGCCCAUCCCGAUGCAAAGGAGGGCCGGGAGGGACCGAGUGAAUUAGCGCCAAAGCAAGCAGAUGAGAGUCCGAUUUCAAGUGCCGUCCGUCCUCUUUUAUAGGCAUCCGAGCUUUUAGUGCAGGCUGGGCAUGCGGCGGGCACCCAGCAACUACCAGCAAUAGAUCCUGCUCCCCCUUGGACUCCGGGUUGCGAAACGACAGCGAGAAUAGUCAGCUGUUGGCUCAGGGCUGCGAGAUUAGCCGGUCCAGGGAUCAGUCAGUCAUAUUUAUCGAGCACUUACCAUGUGCAGAGCAUUGUACUGAGCGCUUGGGAGAGUACAGCGUAACAGUAUAAACGGACACCUUCCCAGCCUACAACAUGUGCGUGGCCCAUCGCCCGGGGAAUAAGUCAAUUUUUCAGGCAGGAGGUGGCAGGGCCCAGUGGAAGGAUGAAGCUUGGCCCUCGUUCGACAAUCUCGUCUGUGAGGGGAGGUUGUAGGGUAGCGGAAGAGGAGAGAGAUGGAACUGAGGGACGUUGGAAAAAUGCAUCAGUGGUGCUAGUUUAGUGGGUGGCAUCUGCCCCCCCCCCGUAGCAUCUUCGGCACUCCUUAAGACCUCAGCGUCUUGGGGAAACUUGGUCUGGAGAGAGCCGGAGCACAAGGAAGUCUAGAAAUCGCUUUGUCUCCUGAUGACUUGUUGCCAGAAUUAAAAAAUGUAAUUGUGUGGUUGUAACUUCUAAUAAAGACCGAUUCAUUUUCCUCUC